Molecule: messenger RNA, 780 nt
Organism: Otolemur garnettii (small-eared galago)
Lineage: Eukaryota; Metazoa; Chordata; Mammalia; Primates; Galagidae
Product: protein HP-20 homolog
Exons: 3
Coding region: 123-698 (191 amino acids)
Molecular function (GO): protein binding
Source: RefSeq, a predicted model, not a curated record
UUAAGGCCUUGAUUGGGUCAAUAGGGACAGAGGUCCAAACCUUAGAUGCCACAGAGAGGCAUUUCAGAAAGAAAUCUGGGAGAAGCUCACCCACAAAAAGGAGAAAGACUUUUGUCUUGAGAAUGGCUGGUGUCUGCUUAUUAGUACACAUCAUUCUAAUGGCAGCUACUGUGCUGGAGGAGGGAGGAUGUAUCGGACCUCCAGGACUCCCAGGCCCUCCUGGCUAUGUGGGAUAUCCUGGUAUUCCAGGGCCUCCGGGUUUUAGGGGUAUCCCAGGAAGACCAGGAUUUGCAGGAGCAGCGGUACAAUGUCCCUGCAACAAGAAAUCAGCCUUCACUGCGAAGCUCAGUGGCAAGCUGCCGUCAUCUGCUGAGCCCGUCAACUUCACAGAGGUGCUGUACAAUGAUCAGAAAGACCUGAAGGAGGACACUGGGGUGUUCAUCUGCAGGGUACCCGGAAUUUACCAUUUUCAUCUCGAUGUCGAACUUCAGCACUGCAAGAUGACAGUUUGGCUGAAGACGAACCAAACUUCAGUCUUUGAAAAGCGUCAGGUCUCCACCCAGGAGGUCAGAAAUCUUUCUGGCACUGUGACCCUGCCUCUGAGCACAGGUGACAAGGCGUGGCUAGAAGCAGCAGUGGAAACCGAGGAGCCUGACCGAGCCAGUGUUACAAUCUAUUUCUCAGGUUUCCUGGCAUAGUUUUGGUCUCUGUAUAAGAAAGAUAAGCCCCUUGUGAUUCUGCUGCCUACAACAAACCAACAAAUAAAUAUUAUGCACCAUA